Callorhinchus milii (elephant shark) is the source of this 1577-nucleotide messenger RNA. RefSeq names its product dynactin 3 (p22) (gene dctn3). Lineage: Eukaryota; Metazoa; Chordata; Chondrichthyes; Chimaeriformes; Callorhinchidae. The transcript is spliced from 8 exons. Gene Ontology annotation, biological process: cytoskeleton-dependent cytokinesis. Bases 1 to 801 code for a protein of 266 amino acids. Gene Ontology annotation, cellular component: dynactin complex. The record is from RefSeq and is a predicted model, not a curated record.
AUGGUGGAGCAGAGCGGAACGAGGGCUGUGCAGAAGGCCGGAGCCAGGCGCCAAACGGCCGACCGACCGACCGACCUCCUGCCGCAAACCGUCCGCUCGCUGUCGCAAAAUCCUCCCCGCCCCACUACCGCAAAUGGUGGGGGCGGGUGUCGCCAAGUCGCGCUGGAGAGGGGCUUUCUCUCCGCCCCGCCCGGGUCACGUCACUUCCCGGCGCGACCGGAAGUGGCCGUUGGCAGCCAUGGCGGAGCUCAAGAAGCUGGAGUCGCGGCUGCAGGAGUGGAGAGGCGGCUGUACGGAGAGGGCGGGGCCGGGACCGGGGCCAAGGCCAAGCCACAGUGUACUGAUGCUGUGGUAAAGGUCCAGGUCUCUUUGGGGAAUGUUGCUGGCAAGAGGGAAAGGAUAAAAACUCUGUACAAGAAAAUUGACGAUUUGAUGAAGUAUUUGGAUCCUCUGUACAUGGAUCGCAUCGUUAUCCCGGACGCCAUGAAACUCGAGUUAAUUCUGGCAGAAGAGCCGUUCAUACAUUCCCAAGUUACACUUUUGGAGUCAGUCAGCAAACUGCAACCAUUUCUUGAAAGCGAGCACAUUAAAGCGGUUCCAAACUACUCUUCCAAGCUACAAUCACUGACCCAGAUUCAAAUUCAGGAACAGGACCAAUGUACGGCAGUCACAGAAGAUACAAGGAAGCUCCUGGAUGAGUACAACAAGAUGACUCUGCUCCUCUCAAAACAAUUCGUUCAGUGGGAAGAAGCACUAAGCAAGCUGGAGGCUGCGAAGCAAGUAAAGCCACUCCGCGACUGAUGUCCCGGCGAGCGAGGACCAAAGUAUUCCAUAGGAAGAGUGUCGGAGGAGCAUCCCGCUUACUACCUGUAUAGAUAGUGCUGUACGUGUCGCUUGUAAUGUUGGGGAAAUGUCGCAAUUUAAAAGCUAACGCUUAACAGCCAGGGUAAUUAAAAUUGCAGACUGGGAUUUAAAAAAAAUUAAAAAAGACUUGCGAAGAGAGCCAAACCAGGCAUGGUGGCCAUCAAGUUUUGCAUUAGUGUUUGAUUUCUUCCCCACCCUCCCAUGUUUUACGUGGUUAUAGUGAGUAGCCCUACUGUGUCACCGCUGCAAGUCUGGGAUCUUAUUUAAAGCUCCCUACCAGCCCACUUCAUUUAAUUUAUUAUUCCGUUUUGAAUAGGACAGAUUGCUCGUGUUUACAAUUUAACGCUCAUGGCUUCAUUGCGGGAUUCAAAGACCCGACGGUAAAAGAAUGGGGAGGGUUAUUUUAUAUAUUUCAGUGUAAUUUGGGACUUUUCUUUGCAUGUGUUUGGGUUGAUUUGUAGGUUGUACCUGUGCGAUCUCAGUCAGUCUGUGGUUGGUUCAAUAGCGUGUGCGAGCAAGUCUUGACGGUUGCCCUCUUUGCCAGACUUGGGAAGGUUUGCUCUCUCACUUGUCAAUGCACUACAUGAUUAACAGCCCUGCUAUUGGGACCAGCUGACAAAACAGCUGGGUUCAGAAUAAAUGUGAUAAAAUUGCACUGCUAUUAAAUCCAAUUUUAUCAUAUAUGAGUUUGAAUAAAGUACUUAAGAACAUAA